AUGCAGUCCAAGGUUCGCAGCGCGUGCGAAGAAUGCCAUGAGCGCAAGAUUCGUUGUCUCUUGCCGUCAGAGGGAGGUGCUUGUCAGGCCUGUCUGACUUCCAAGCGCCAAUGCUACUUUCUCCCCCGCCAUAAAGCUGGUCGACCACGGAGGGGCAAUCGCCCCUUGUCUAGUCUGCCGGCCAGUCGACAUACCACUCCUGCGCCGAUACCCUGUCUGUCUCCCAGGAGUGACGGCGCCAACGCGGAAAGGAACAGGGCCAGGAACGAGGCUGCUCCAGAAAACACAUGGCAAUUGGAGGGUGCGACGCUGCCAGGGUCCUUUCUGGGUAACGGUACCUCUAGCGAUGGCCUCACCAUGCCGUCCGACCUUCACGCCUUUCCCAGUCCUCCCAUCUCCCAGUUUCCAAUGCUCCCCGACUACUUCUCUAUGGACGAGUCCAUCGGCGUCCGCGCCAUUUCACAAAGCACCGACCCAAGCGACAGCUCGUUAUCGUCGCCAGCGCGGGUUGUGAGCCCGCUGGUUCACGGGCACGAGGGCAGCCGCUUUCCCCGUAUAGUAUCGCCCAUGUGGCCGGAGAUGUCAGUCCCGCAGGCGGGUGACACUGAGAGCGUCGGUCUAGAUCGGUGGAAAAACAGCUCCGUGUCCUUUGCGACCCUGCUUGAGAAAUGCAGUGAGCUCGACUGCGCAUCGAAGGUGCUCAAAGAGCGCGACCAGCGGACAGGCAUUCACCUUCAUCUUCCUCCCAUUCUCCGCGCAAUUGACGCACUCUGCGACCAAUGUGCCGCCUUCAUCCACGAGCACCCGGCUCCUUGCCCCAAGGAAUCCCUGGACCCUGCCGUUCUGGCCUUGGUGAUUGCGGCCAAUUUCAAGGUCCUCGAAGUCUGCGCCUUGCUAGUAUCGCUGAGCGUCUCCAAUGUGCAGCGUCCGCAUGACCAGCUCCUGCUGAAACGCAUCGAUUUCAAUCUCACGCAGACCAAGAUCGCUCUGGUAGCGAUGAAGGAACAAGAGAUGACGUCGCCCUCAGUGUUCCAGACUGCGCUUGACCAGGGGGUGCGGAUUCAUCAGCAAAUCGUCUUGAUGACUGAGAGCUGA
Penicillium cataractarum is the source of this 1095-nucleotide messenger RNA. Its product is annotated as Zn(II)2Cys6 transcription factor domain-containing protein. Gene Ontology annotation, molecular function: DNA-binding transcription factor activity, RNA polymerase II-specific; zinc ion binding. Bases 1 to 1095 code for a protein of 364 amino acids. Gene Ontology annotation, biological process: regulation of DNA-templated transcription. The record is from RefSeq and is a predicted model, not a curated record. NCBI's taxonomy places the organism in Eukaryota, Fungi, Ascomycota, Eurotiomycetes, Eurotiales, Aspergillaceae. The transcript has a single exon.